AUGCCUAAAAAAAGGUCUCAAUUAUCUCAACAUAGCUCCCAAGUGAGAUUAACAAAGAUUCGACGUAUUGGAGAAUCAUCUUCAGAAUAUUCUGAUCGACUCGAAAGUCAAAGAGAGUAUUCAUCACAAUCACGGGCCAGAGAAUAUAGCGCCAAACGCUCGCAGCGACUUGCUGAGAAUAGAGAGCGAACCUCGCAAGCUCGCGCAAGGGAAAGUAGCGCCGAUCGUUCGAUUUGUCUUGCAAAUCAAAAUGUCAGAUCGUCAGAGGUUCGCGAAAGACAGUCGAGCGCAGAACGCGCGCAACGCCUUGACAAAAAUCCAACAAGAAUUUCGCAAACACGGGAAAGAGAGUGCAGUGUCGAACGCUCACUUCGCCUUGCAGAACAAAAUGAAACAUCUUCUCAGAUUUACGAACGAGAGUCGAACUCCGAACGUUCACGACGCCUUGCUGGAAACAAAGAUAGAGACUCGCGGGCACGUGCCAGAGUAUCUAGCACCGAACGUUCGCAGCGGCUUGCUGGACUGAGAGCCAGAAACUCACAGGCACGUUUGAGCGAUGGAUAA
Messenger RNA from Bactrocera dorsalis (oriental fruit fly), 564 nucleotides. RefSeq lists its product as uncharacterized. The transcript has a single exon. The record is from RefSeq and is a predicted model, not a curated record. Lineage: Eukaryota; Metazoa; Arthropoda; Insecta; Diptera; Tephritidae. The coding region runs from base 1 to 564 and encodes 187 amino acids.